Messenger RNA from Coffea eugenioides, 1614 nucleotides. RefSeq lists its product as uncharacterized. NCBI's taxonomy places the organism in Eukaryota, Viridiplantae, Streptophyta, Magnoliopsida, Gentianales, Rubiaceae. The coding region runs from base 1 to 1614 and encodes 537 amino acids. Gene Ontology annotation, biological process: DNA integration. Gene Ontology annotation, molecular function: RNA-DNA hybrid ribonuclease activity; nucleic acid binding. The record is from RefSeq and is a predicted model, not a curated record. The transcript has a single exon.
AUGGUUAAAUGGCAAAUGAUCCUUUUUGAAUUCGACAUCGUUUUCACCACACAAAAGGCAAUCAAGGGCCAGGCUAUAGCAGAUCACUUGACUGAAAAUCCAAGGGAAGAUGAUUAUCAACCGCUUCACACUUAUUUUUUGGAUGAGGAGGUCUUGUUUGUUGGUGUAGCAGAGGAUAUGAACGAACGAUGCUCUGAGUGGGGACUAUUCUUUGAUGGGGUUUCAAAUUCUUUCGGAGCCGGUAUUGGAGCUAUGCUGGUAUCGCCUGAAGGAAAGCAUUAUCCCGGUUCCGCUAAACUGCUAUUUUUCUGCACUAACAAUAUGGCGGAGUAUGAGGCUUGUAUUUUUGGACUAAAGAUGGCAUUGAAAAUGGAGAUUAAAGAUUUAAUAGUGUUCAGCGAUUCCGAUUUGCUCGUGCAUCAAAUGCUCAAAGAAUGGAUCACUCGGGAUUCAAAAAUCUUGCCUUAUCAUUGCAGUUUACUAGAUUUAGCAAACAAAUUCAGAAGUUUGGAGUUCAGGCAUAUUCCACAUGCCAGAAAUGUUUUUGCUGAUGCUCUGGCUACUUUAUCUUCAAUGAUUCAACAUCCAGACAGGUUGGUGAUUGAACCUAUCCAGAUUCAAUUACAAGAAAAGCCUGCACAUUGUCUAGUUGUGGAAAAAUCUUCUGAUGGCCGUCCAUGGUAUAGCAAUAUCAAGGAAUUUCUCAAAAUGGUGUCCUAUCCUCCAAGGGUUGAUACGACUGCUAAAAGCUUCUUGCGUAGAUUGUCAUCCAAGUUUUUCUUAAACGGAGAAGUGGUAUACAAACGGACUUUAGAUAUGGGCCUUCUGAGAUGUGUUGAUGAAGAUGAAACAGAGUACUUGAUGAAACAGGUGCACAGUGGCGUAUGUGGAUCACAUAUGAAUGGUCAUUUAUUGGCAAAGAAGAUCAUGAGGACCGAAUAUCUUUGGCUUACUAUGGAGCAUGAUUGUGUAGUUUUUGUCAGAAAGUGCAUUAAAUGUCAAUUGCAUGGGGAUGUUAUACGCACUCCUCCCAUAGAAUUAAACAAUAUGACUGCUCCUUGGCUAUAUUUAAUGUGGGGUAAGGAUGUAAUUGGAACCAUUGACCCUCCUGCUUCAAAUGAGCAUCGGUUUAUUCUGGUGGCAAUUGAAUACUUCACAAAAUGGUUCGAAACUGAGUCUUACAAGCAUGUGACUAAGAAGGUGAUGACCGAUUUUCUGAGGAAACACAUCAUUUGUCAUUUUGGAGUGCCAGAGACAUUAAUCACCGACAAUGCAAAGAAUCUCAACAAUGACAUUGUGGAUGGGUUGUGCGAUCAGUUCAAGAUCAAGCAUCGGAAUUUUACUAUCUAUAGGCCACAGAUGAACGGAGCUGUGGAGGCCGCGAAUAAGAACUUGAAGAAGAUAAUCCGUAAGAUGACCGAAAGACACCGUGAUUGGCACGAGAAGCUUCCCUAUGCAUUAAUGGCAUAUAGAACUGCUAUUUGGACUUCUAUUGGGGCAACGCCUUAUAACCUCAUGUACGGAAUGGAAGCGGUUUUGCCAGCCGAGGUCGAAAUUUCUUCUUUGCGCAUCCUAAUGAAGGCCAAACUGGAUGAGGCUGAUUGGAUUAAAUAA